Molecule: messenger RNA, 1764 nt
Organism: Colius striatus (speckled mousebird)
Lineage: Eukaryota; Metazoa; Chordata; Aves; Coliiformes; Coliidae
Gene: PRDM14
Product: PR/SET domain 14
Exons: 6
Biological process (GO): regulation of transcription by RNA polymerase II
Cellular component (GO): nucleus
Molecular function (GO): protein binding; RNA polymerase II transcription regulatory region sequence-specific DNA binding
Source: RefSeq, a predicted model, not a curated record
AUGGCUCUGGCCCUCACCGGCGAGUUGGUCCCUGGAGACGGCAGAGAUGCGAUCGGGAUGAGCCCCGCCAACUUCACUGCCUACUACCAGCCUUUCCUCCCUCCCACCCAGUACUUCGAGACGGCGCCCGACUUCUUCCAGUCCCUGAAGCCCUUGGGCGGACUGGUUCCCGCCUCCCCGCCUCUGCCCCCCUUCAGCUUCAGCAGCGUCCCCGCUUUCUUCAGCCAGUCGCCCUCGCUGCCCGCCGAGCACUUCCCCAUCCUCCCGCUGCCCCUCUACAGCAAGCCGCCGACUCCCUGUCCGCCCCGUGAGCGCUCGGGCUCGCCCCGCGGGAGGGGAGCCCUGGGUUCACUCCCGCAGCCCUGCCCGAGCUCCCCGCGCAGGGCUGGCCGCAGCCCGGGUCCCGGCGGGCCGGCGGAGCAGAGCUACAGGUACCACUUCACCGAGGAGGAGCUGAACGCGGUGCUGUACGGGGCGCUCCGGAGCAACCAGCCGGCCGGGAACCUCCACGCCAUGUCGGGGCUGCGAGUGCCCUCCGCCAGCCCGGGUAAGGGGGGCUCCGGCGUCUCCGCAGGGGGCUCCGGGUCGCGCCUUGCGGGUGGGUCCCUGCUUGCACCUGUACUUCCGCAUACGGGCUGAAGAAGAGGUCCCCUCCUCUGCAGGUGUUGCGGACUCCUCCUCCGCUCCGCUGCCCGACCAGGACGCGCUGCAGCUGCCCGAAGGUAGGGGCCCGGCGCUGCCCGCGCCUCCCGCCGCGUCCCGCCGCGGCCGAGCCUCCCUCAGCCCGCCCUGUCCCCCGCAGGGCUCUCGGUGAUGCAGGUGGCGUACGGGGACGUGUCUCAGCUCGGAGUCUUCUGCACGGACCCCAUCCCCAAAGGAGUCCGCUUCGGCCCUUUCCAAGGCAAAGUGGUCAACACCAGCGAGAUCAAGACUUACGACGACAACUCGCUGAUGUGGGAGAUAUUUGAAUUCGGACGCCUGAGCCACUUCAUAGAUGGGAAAGGGGCCUCUGGCAACUGGAUGUCCCUGGUGAACUGUGCCAGGUUUCCCGAAGAACAGAAUUUGACGGCUAUUCAGUGCCAGGGGCAAAUCUUCUAUGAGACCUGCAAGGAAAUCUUGCCGAAGCAGGAGCUGUUGGUGUGGUACGGCGAUUGCUACGUGCAGUUCCUGGGCAUCCCCAUCAGCCUAAAGGGCGUGCCGGAGGGGAAGAGACCCCCGCAGGACCCCGAAGAAGCCGGGGAGAGCUUUAAGUGCGAGCGCUGCGGCAAGGUUUUUGCCUACAAGUACUACCGGGACAAGCACCUCAAGUACACCCGCUGUGUGGAUCAGGGGGACCGCAAAUUUCCUUGUCACCUUUGUAACCGAUCUUUUGAAAAAAGAGACAGGCUGAGGAUCCAUGUUCUCCACGUUCACGAAAAGCACAGACCUCACAAGUGCUCAGUGUGUGGGAAGAGCUUUUCUCAGUCCUCCAGCCUGAACAAACACAUGAGGGUUCACUCCGGGGAGCGCCCUUACAAAUGUGUCUACUGCAACAAGGCAUUCACUGCAUCCAGCAUCCUGCGCACUCACAUCCGGCAGCACUCAGGGGAGAAGCCCUUCAAGUGCAAGCACUGCGGCAAAGCCUUCGCCUCACACGCCGCCCACAACAGCCAUGUGCGCCGCACGCAUGCCAAGGAGAAGGGCUGCACCUGCUCCCUCUGUGGCCAGCACUUCCCUGGGAAGGAUGAUUACCGCUUCCAUAUGAAGACUCACACUGCUCAUUAG